Messenger RNA from Orbicella faveolata, 2971 nucleotides. RefSeq lists its product as uncharacterized. The record is from RefSeq and is a predicted model, not a curated record. NCBI's taxonomy places the organism in Eukaryota, Metazoa, Cnidaria, Anthozoa, Scleractinia, Merulinidae.
CGUUAUUUAUUGCCGAUCAAUACUUUCAUUUUCCAGAUUUCCUCGUUUCUUCGUAGUGUAUAUAUUAGCUGUUCAAUGAUAUCCACUUGUUUCGGUCUUUCUACAUUCGUCCUUAAUUUCAUCGUUUUGUAACAUAAAUGGACGUUAUCCGGUUGAUGUAUCGUGUGUAUAAUAAGUAUGCAUCUGGCUGAGAGCUUGCAAUAGACUACAAUUAUCCUACAGUGCCAAAAGUGGUGAAAUCAGAGAUGGUAUCAGCUCGUUUUUUUCGGUCCUCUUGCUUGAAUUAGAAAUGAGAGUUUUUGGCAAUAUAGUCUCUGUUAACUCUUUAUCAGAUCGGUUCAGAGACCAAGGGACGGAAGAAAAGAAAACAGAAGAAGGAAACGACGAAAUUUGUGGCUGUGUGGGAAAAUCAGUUUCUUGAAAACGUUAAACUAUGCUCAGAACGGAUACCAGGAUGUUACGCUCCAAAUGGUUUUCACUCCGAGAAACCUGUGCUUUGUGCUUUGUCCGUGGACAACAGGAUUUUGACCGUUUUCAAGGAGGAGAAGCCAGGACGCAGGGAGGAGAUCGAAAAUGUUGAGGUCAAACUUUUUGAAGCUGGUAUGUAUGUGUACGGACUGCACACCAGUGGCCCUGAUUACGUCACUGACGAACUGUGGGCUGCAUUUUAUAAGAAGCUGCUGGAAGAGAGACUGGUACCCAUUAUCGUUCUGUCCAAUGAAAGUCCAGGGUUCGACUGGAUAAAGAAAUUCGUACAACCAGAGAACGUCCAUCCAUGUACGUGGACUGAGUGGGAACUACAUCGUGGCAUUGUUCCACCAGAGGAAGAUUAUUUCGACUAUUUAGCAGUAGACGCUGCUUUGUGUCCCGUUUCAAGACAAUUCCUUACUUUAACAAGGGAGGACGUCGGAAAAUUUCAAUUCCGUGAUUUCAAGGACGUGAACGUCGUCGAGCAGAGACGUCGUCAGGCAAACGAAAUAGCUGACAAGUUGAAAGACAGUCGCCAACUGCAGCAAGAGCUGCGAUCGUUGCACAGUGACGAGGAGCUUAUCGAGAAACUGGCGAGAAAACUGCAAUUCGCUGUCAAAGAAACAGUCAAGCUCAUUGUAAAUGGAGAACGACCUACCACAGAGACCAUCCUGAAAAAUAAGCUAAUUGAUAAGAAAAAGCUUGCACUUAAUGAAUGUGAAAAGUGCAAAGAAAAUAUAAAAAAGUGCAAGUGUAAAUCGAACGAACCUUUAGCAAGUCUGGAGGAAUAUGCAGCAGUGGUGCUCCGCGUGUGUCAAAGUGUGGACGUGUAGAAAGCAUUGUGUAAUGGCUAGCUCUAUACUGUAACCUCAAACAAAAACAACAUGUCCAGAAAUGCAGGCAAUCGAAAAAAAUUCUUGAAAAAUUCUUCUAAGCGGUUAUAUAAUAUAUUUGUUUAUAUUAAAGCGAAUACUUAAACAAAUUUAUAUUAUGACAAAAUAUUUUACAAGGCUAGAAAUGUUAAUUUAUCCUUGAAAAUUUAAUUAUAAGUAGUAAUUUUAUCAUUAUAAUUAGGAUAAAAUGUUUCCAAGGCACAAGAGCAGAAUUAGAAAAUGUCUUAUCGCAACCUUUCAAAUUUGCAAUCUGCUAUAACACCCGUCAAAUUAAUACCCUAGUACACUAGAACAGUACUUUUCAACAAAACAGGGCUAUCAUUUUCUUUUGUAUUUUGUUUUGUUUUGUUUUGUUGUUUUUUUGUGUUUGUUUGUUUGUUUUUUUACUUUUUCAGUUCACUGGAUCCCACCGUUAUGUACCGGCGUUCAAAUAGAGAUAUAAGCAUUCCCAACGGGCCUACGCUGGGCAUUUGACAAUUUCUUGUAGCCCGGGCCCCAGGUCCAGUUAUUUACAGGUUACCUGGAAGGCUCUCGGCCAAUGAAACGGAAGAAAACAUGCAUCAAAUGAUAUUGUUAUAUCUCCCAACUCAAAUGCGUUUUCCGAUUGAAGGAGAACGUGUCACGUCUAAACUUACCAACUCCCAAGGGCGAACAAAACUCACUAACUCCCCAGGGAAACAACUUGAACUUUCGACUCGCACGUGAUCAGGACGUGCUCCUUGAAACCGAGGCAAAUUUAUGAGCCAGCCGGAGCUAGCCGGCGUCAAGCAAACGAUUUCUUCGCAAUUUUUGAAUUGGGAGGUAUAACAAAACACUUAAUGACUGGCCCCACGGGAAACAGUGAGUUUUGUUUCCCCUCGGCCUGAAUGUUCCACGAGGCGAAGCCUCGGGGAACAAUGAGGGUCUCUGGGAAAGAAAACUCACUCUUUCCCUUGGGGCCAGUCAUUAAGUGCUUGAUUUAUAAAUUUUUUUAUUAUUAGUUAUUUAAUAGCUAAUGUUCGUGCUUCUAGCUUAGAAUUCGGAAUACUGUUUGUAAACAUAACUAUACUUUUACAAAUUAGCUUUUAUGCUUUAACAACAGUAAAAGUUAAAAUGAGAGGUGUAUCAGGGAUUUUAAAGGCAAAUGUAAAUGUUUUAGUUAAACUUGUGAUAUUAAACUUGUAAGUUUACGGAAACUGGUGCCGUCACACAGCGUGUCAACUAAUCGUAGUUUAUAGAGGGAACCUCUAUUCGCUUACCAUAAAGCAAGGAAAUCAAAUCCACAGGAAAAUAGUAAACUUUAUCAUUAUGGUAUAUCUGUCUGUAAAACUUCAGUUGUUCAUAUAAAAAUGUUAAUUUUAGCAAUAGACAGGAGUUGAAAGUCAACUAAUGAAAUCAUUCGAGCAACUUAAGUGACAUCGUCGAACGAACUCUCAUAAUAUUUGAUUCCUGCUAGAAUAAUAAACAAGAUAAUGCAUGGUAGCUUGUAGAUAUGGAAUUUUCUCUUCUCGUGUUCAGCUUUAUAUGUCACUUGUUUUCUGUGUUCACUUGAGAGAGAUUGCGUUGAACACUCAAAGAGAAAAUCCAUAUCUAUGCACGCAUAUGUGUUAUUCUCUAUUUCUCCAUACUGA